Oryzias melastigma (Indian medaka) is the source of this 3564-nucleotide messenger RNA. RefSeq names its product acyl-coenzyme A thioesterase 3. The transcript is spliced from 4 exons. Gene Ontology annotation, molecular function: fatty acyl-CoA hydrolase activity. Bases 1496 to 2749 code for a protein of 417 amino acids. Gene Ontology annotation, biological process: fatty acid metabolic process; acyl-CoA metabolic process. NCBI's taxonomy places the organism in Eukaryota, Metazoa, Chordata, Actinopteri, Beloniformes, Adrianichthyidae. The record is from RefSeq and is a predicted model, not a curated record.
AAGAGAAAAACUGGUAAAUUAUUCGGUUAAUUUUAUUGAAGAAAACAUUUACAAAACCCAUGCAUAAUUCAUUCAACAGAUACAUGUUUUGAUUUGAAUGGAUAAUUCUUAAUGAUUAAACAUUUUCUGAGAAGUCAGAUUAGACUGCUUCAUUUAACUUCCCUGAAUAAAGUUUAAUCCUGGAGCUUCAUUCACACUGACCCUGAAUCAUGCUACAGGGGCGUCCAGUGUCAAUGCUAAGUCAAUACAAAUCUCACCAGAGGUGCAGUGGUCCAAAUUGAGCAUUGAGCGUCGUUCAAUGCUCAAUGGUUGUUUGGCAGCAUGUUUUCGGCAAAACAGUAGGAUUUGGAUCAUAUCUAGUAUUAAGAGUAAAAGAUCCAAACUUGGGCAAAGAAGAUACGUCGCGUCAACCUAUCAGGAACCCAGCUUUGGCCUGUGAGGUGCUGAUGACAUAACCAGUGGGUCGAGUCCAAAACCAACAAGUAGAAUCUGAUCGUUCCCCUUCGGAACAUGAUAUUUUUCUUAGCUCAAUUGAGAUAACGGUAAAACGUUUCUCUAACUCUAUACUUCCCUCUAUUUUUCCUUCCUCUGAGAGCAAGUUGUCAAACCCCGUGAAAGAGAGACAGAAGUGUUGCUGAAAGCAGCCGUCAUUCAGACGCAGCUCCUGCACUAGUUGGUGAAAAUCACAGCACUGCCAGAGUCUCUGAGAGAUUUCUUAAAUCCAGACGUGGAGACGUCAUAACUGAUGUUUUUUAGACGCUCUUCUGGGAAAUUCUGGGAACUACAAAAGAAAACGAAAAACAAACAAAAAAAACUUGCAUUUGAUCUGAUCAGAACUGGAUUACAUUAUUAUGCAAACCAUAAAAUGGGGUAACUAAGUAGGGGUGGGAUUAUAUAAAUUUUCUUCUUCCCACUCUUUUUGAAACAAUCAGUCAAACUCUGCUCGACUAAAUCAAUCAGAUCAAUCAAUCUUGAUUUUGUUUCAAAGCACGGGCAACAGCCCUCUCCCAGGGGCGCCGAAAAGGGAGGGUGGGGUUGGGUGGAUGAUUUUAGGGGCCCAGACUGAGAGGGGGGACCACAGAGGCCCCUAAUAAUGAUGAAAUGAUAAAACAGAAAAAAAAAAAAUCAGUAAAUCGUUAGUGGAUAUAUAGUUAAAAAGAUUUUUAUUUCAAUGUUAUGGUAUCUAUAUAAAUGUUUAUAUUUUUUGUUUUGGAAAAAUUAACAUCAUCUGGACCCCACCCCCCAUAUUUGUUUUAAAAUGGUUCGGUCUGACUGUAUUUGCACAGCCAUGCAGUUUGUGACAGACAGAACCACAGAGUGGGAAGUAAAGAAGAUGUACCUCAAAAACUAGGAUCCCUAAAAAGGAGGGAAAAUAAAUGAAGAGGAAUCUUUGAAAGGAUCAUUAACGUGAACAACUACUAACUUCAGAUGCAAAUACCACAGGAGUUAAUAACGGAGAACCUCCACGGAAAAAAGAACAGAGGAGAAAGCAGAGAUGAGCUCUCAAGUCAGACUGAGGCUGCUCCCGAGUGCCAGAUGUUUGUACGACGAACCCAUUCAGGUAAAAGUCUCACAUCUGAGAUCCAGACAGGUGGUCACCAUUAAAGCCAGCUCGACUGAUGAAAAAGGAGUUCUGUUCAGCUCUUCAGCCACUUACAGGGCUGAUGGCAAUGGAGACAUUGACCUGGUCAGAGACGCCUCACUCAGCGGGAGUUAUGCUGGAGUUGAACCCAUGGGUCUACUGAGGACACUGAAACCACACACUCUGAACACACUUUUCAUGAAGGAGAAAGCAUUAGAGCCUCUCAUGGUGAAGUUCUCUGUGCAUGAUGAAGAAGAACAAGACCAGAUCCUGGCAGAGGAGACCAAUGAGAGGCUUCUGAUGGCAGACGGGGUCAGCCGAGUUUCUGUGAAAGAAGGGAGCUUUCGUGGAGUUCUCUUUACUCCCCCAGGAACUGGUCCAUUCCCUGCCGUGUUGGAUCUAUCUACCAUCAUGUCAGAGAGAAGAGCAGCUCUGCUGGCCAAUAAAGGAUUUGUGGUUCUCACGCUUCCUGUAUUUCAAGAGAAGCUUGGUAACUUGAAAAUGUUGCACCUGGACCCUUUUGAAGAAGCAAUUAUUUUCUUACUACAACAACCAAAGGUGGGCAGUAAACGGAUUGGUAUUAUUGCAAGAUCAAAGGCAGCAGAUGUGGCCCUUUCGCUUGCUGCUUUUGUCCCUGGUGUGGAGGCUGUGGUGUGGAUCAAUGGUUGUUCAGCCAACACUGCAUUUCCUCUGUUCUAUAAGAAAAGACAAAUUCUGCCAGCUUUAAAGGUUGACACCAAGAAAUUUAUUCCAACACAGUCGGGAGCAGUCAUUGCAAAGUAUGCCAUGGAUGAUCCCCUAAAAGAGGAGAACAGAGCCACUGUAAUCCCUAUUGAACAAGCAAACACAAAUUUCCUCUUUGUGGCCUCAGAGGACGAUCUUAAUUGGGACUGUAACAUUUACAAAAUGGAGAUGGAGGAGAGACUAAAGCGGCAUGGGAAGAAAAACUUUGAGAGUAUGUGUUAUCCAAGAGCUGGACACAUGCUAGAGCCCCCUUAUACCCCAUUCUGUCCCUCCAGUGUGAACAUGUUUGUAAAAAUGCAAAUCAUGUGGGGGGGUGAACCGAGAGCCCAUGCAGCAGCUGAAGUUCACCUGUGGAAGAAGAUCCAGGAGUUUUUAAGAAGUCAUGUGAGCUGUGAUCCUGUGCAACUUACAGAUUUAAACUAAGUGUGAACAUGUUGGGACUUUCAACACUGAAGUCAUUCUAAUUGUCUUUAUUACUCUUUUUUGAGACGCCAGUUUACAUGUGUACAGUAAAUCUACUCUUCUUUACAAGCGUGCCAGAGGGGGAAAAGGAAUCCUUAUUUUAAAAAAGAGAAAGAAAAUCUGUUUGAAGAAAAGUCCUGUCUUUUGCAGACUUUUCUAUGAUUUUUCCUUUUUUUAUUUCCAAAAUUUCACAUGAGCUGUAGUCUUUUGUGUCAGCAGAUUAUAAGACACGAACACUGGUUAUCCCAAGCUUUUUGAGCUUGUUAAUGGAUGGGGAAAGUAAAUGAAAAUAUUAGGUCAUUAAAAAUUUGAAUCGCACAAAAGUCCAUAGUUGACUCACAAUUAAUCACAAAAUGAUAAUUACUUUUUUAUAGAUGAAGAAUGUGUAAUUAAAGAGUAUUAAGCAGAUUAUAAGAAUAAGAAUUGUAAAAAUGCAUUGAUUUAAAUAGAAAUAGUGAAUAAAAAAACUUGUUGAAACAUGAAUUUGGUCAUCGUCUCCAUCACGAGCAAUGAAAUAAAUGUGUUCAAGAAUCCAUUCUUUUAAUCUAAUUCAUAUGUAUCAUUUUAAUCCUUACGUUCUCUAAAAUCUGGUUUGUACAUUUCUUGUUGAGUUACAGCGCAGGCUGCGAGGUGAAGCAGAACACGAAGCCUCACAGCAGAUUGUGCAAUCCUAUGUAAACUGGGUUGAACUGUGUGCCACACUUUUGUGGCACACAGUUCAAUGUGUUUUAUGUUAUGUGACAAUAAAUACUCUAAAAAAGUUUUAAAUUGCACUG